Podospora anserina S mat+ is the source of this 1554-nucleotide messenger RNA. RefSeq lists its product as uncharacterized. Bases 1 to 1554 code for a protein of 517 amino acids. The transcript has 2 exons. The record is from RefSeq and is a predicted model, not a curated record. NCBI's taxonomy places the organism in Eukaryota, Fungi, Ascomycota, Sordariomycetes, Sordariales, Podosporaceae.
AUGCGGUAUACCCCCAUGAGCAAUUUCUGUUUUUGGCACGGCAUACUCAAGAUGAGACGACCCACUAGGCCAGUGACGAAUGGGUUGGGAACUCUUGGGCCGCCCGACUGCAGGAACGGGUGGAGGUGGUUCUCAAGCGGGUUCCAUGCUGUUCCGGGCCCGGGUAGGAGAAUGCAGAUAAUCCAGCAUGCUUAUGCGUGGAUGAGCUCGCCGACAGUUGGCUCGCUACUGCAGCGCGGAUGCUUGGUCCUGCGGCAAAACCGGGCCGCUGCCCUCGAGAAUCUGCUGACUGUUUUCACAGCGGAGCGACCUUGUAGCCGAUGUGUCUCUCAAAACAAGGCCGAUCAAUGCGUCGACGUCCAGCACAAGAAGCGCGGGCGACCCCGGCUUCGAGACGACAACCAGACGAGAUAUGAAAGCGGGGGGAGGAUGGGAAGUGCAGCAGAGGCCAUGAGAAGGCCCUUGACAUCCGUGUAUGGCUCGGGUUCCACGAUGGGUAUGGUUCAAAGUGACAGUCUCCGACGCACUCAGUCGUAUCGCGUGCUGAAAUCUCAGCCAGCCGAAUCAAUCGCACCGAGAUUCCUCGAACGAGGUUUGGCAGCUGAUGCAAACGUUUUUCCAGCUCCCCUAUCGAUAUCGACAACGAGGGUUCCCGAAGAACCAGUGGCAUACUUGAGGGUUGUUGGCCUGGAGUUUUUGAAGGCAUCGGCAACCUUCUACAGCGCCAUAGGACGGCCGUCGAGAACGGGUUUCAAACUGCUGGAGGAUGUACUUGCACCCGGUGAUCGCGGCAAGGCCGAGAGAAUUGACCGACAGACAAAGGAGGAGCAACGGAACAGAGAGAUGGGACUGCCGGCCAUGACGACCGUCGAUGAGCAAGCCCACUUUGCUCAAAGACUCGGGUUCGGCGCAGAUGACAUUGCAAGAUACCAGACAGACUGGAGGGUGGAGCAUCUUACCUUUGAGGGAGAAGAUGGUCAGCAUCGACAAUUUCCAACUCGAUUUGGGCUGGUGAAGGAAGAUUCGGUUUGGUUUGUCGUACUAAUCCUCCAGAUCCAGCCACCUAGACCAUAUCAGUACCCGACGCCCUCGCCGAACCCAAGAGACAACACGUAUCCUUAUCAGCCCACGCCCCUAUCGUUUUCCCAGCCCACGCCCAUGUCAGCGACGUUCGAUCCGAGGCAAUCAAGGCUAGGAGAGCCUUCGCCCUACGGAGCGAGGCAGCCGAUGGCCAUUGGAGCCCCGCCACCAUCGAUAAUGACGGGAAGGAGCCCUGGCCUUCCCUCAGGUUACGUCCCAUCUCCAAACAGGCCUAGCUACCCAGAAACGUCAUCCUCCUACCAGGUACCCAGAAGCGAGAUUCAUCCUCCAUCAAGUCGGCCGCCUCAGAUGCAAGGGUACCAGCUUCCACCGUUGAACCUUGGGCCUUCCACGGGUCCUUCCCAACCGCAGCCACAAGAGAGGCAGUCUCGAGGAGAUCGACCACGAGUUGAUAUUGGCGGUCUCCUUGAUCACCCGGGUCACCCCAGGGAUCCACCACCAUCACAACAAUGA